CCACGCGCCGGCGGGGAGCGCGCGCGGCGCCGGUUGGGCCUCGCGGGGAGCCGUUGGCGGCGGGAACGGGACCGGGAGCGGGACCCGGCCCGACGCAGGAUGUGCUCCCUGGGGCUCUUCCCCCCGCCGCCCCCCCCGGGCACCGCCACCCUGUACGAGCUCAACAACGACCUGGUGUACGGCCGCCUCUGCGAGCCGCUGCCGCUCUCCUGCCAGAGCCAGCUGGCGGGGCUGCCCGCCCUCAGCUUGCCCAAGGACGGCCUGAAAGCGCCCGGCCGGCCGGAGCACGGCACCCAGCCGCCCUUCCUCCACCACCGCGAGGCUCUCUGGAAGCGGUGCGUCAACGUCUGGCGGGAUGCGGGGCUCUGCGGGCUGCUCAAGGAGGUCGCCAGCGCCGAGGAGGAUGAGGGUCUGCAGUGGUUGAAGACGGCCUCGAGGUCCGCUCUGGCCGUGUGCCGCUGGCUCUCCUCCCUGCACGGCUCCCUCUUCUCCCACCUCUCGCUGACCAGCGAAGACAUGAUCGCUGCCUUCUCCCAGGCGGUCGACUGGGCCGGCUGCACCGUGCGCGCCUUCGCCUGGCACCCGCACACCAGCAAGUUCGCGGUGGCGCUUCUGGAUGACUCCAUCCGGGUGUACAACUCGAGCAGGUCUCCCCGCUCCCCCGGCGCGUCUCAGCAGGCGUGUAAAGCCCUCCUUAAGAGACGACUCUCCCGGCUCGUCCUGCGGCCCCCCCAGCGCCUCCCCCCUGAGCCGCUCUCCCCCAGCUGGGAUUUCGAGCCCGCAAGUGCCAGACCUCACCCCGGGACAGGGCUGUGGGGAGCACAGGGCUUGGCGUUUAACCACAUGAGGUGUGCUCCGGCUCACCGCGCCGGUGUCACCUGGCUGGGGUCCCCUUUGUGUGCUGGGAUGCCAGGCUCUGGGGUCCGGCGUCAGCAGCUGGUUUAUUUUCCUCCCCUUCCCUCCAGGCCCUCGUCUGGCUGCGCCCAGGUGCUCUCCUACCCCGGGCACGGCCCCGUCACCAGCCUGGCGUGGGCCCCCAGCGGGAAGCUGCUGCUCUCGGCCUCGCCGGUGGACACGGCCAUGCUGGUGUGGGACGUGUCCACGGAGAACUGCGUCCAGCUGCAGUGGUUCGGGGGCGGCGGUGUCACCUUCUUGGCUUGGUCACCGGACGGCAGCAAGGUGCUGGCGGCCACCCCCUCGGCGGUGUUCAGAGUAUGGGAGGCUCGGAUGUGGACGUGCGAGAGGUGGCCCACGCUCAAAGGCCGCUGCCAGACGGGGUGCUGGAGUCCCGACGGCAGCCGGCUGCUCUUCACGGUGCUGGGCGAGUCCGUCAUCUACUCCUUGUCCUUCUCCGAGUACAGGGGGGAGAUGCAGGGGCAAGUGGGGGGCUCGAAAACAGCCUCCAUCGUGGCAGACCUGUCGGAGACCACCUUCGAGACGCUCUACGGGGAGGAGAGGAUCGGGGGAGAAGUGCACUCCAUGGUGUGGGACCCCACCGGCGAGCGGCUGGCGGCGAUCAUCAGAGGGAAUCCCGACUCCCCCGGCAGCCAGACGGUCGUCGCCGUGUUUCGUACCCGCAACAGCCCCGUGUUUGAGCUCCUGCCCUGCGGAUUCCUGCGAGGCGAGCAGGACGCGCGGCCCCAGCUCAUCGCCUUCCACCCCUGCUUCCAGCAGGGCGCCCUCCUGACCGUGUGCUGGUCCACGGGGAAGAUCAGCCACGUCCCCUUCUUCUUCGUCAGCGCCCACGUCCCCUGCGCCAGCCCCAGCCGCAGCCCCGUCGUGGCCAUGCCCAGCGCCAGCGCGGGGGAGCGGCCCCUCUUCUCGGAGCUGUGAGCCCCCUGCCCCAAAAACUGGGCUCGGAGGCGGUUCCCUCUUCCUCCCGGGGCC
Oxyura jamaicensis (ruddy duck) is the source of this 1887-nucleotide messenger RNA. It is a transcript of the gene AAAS, whose product is annotated as aladin WD repeat nucleoporin. Bases 100 to 1833 code for a protein of 577 amino acids. Gene Ontology annotation, molecular function: protein binding. Gene Ontology annotation, biological process: nucleocytoplasmic transport. Gene Ontology annotation, cellular component: nuclear pore. The transcript is spliced from 17 exons. The record is from RefSeq and is a predicted model, not a curated record. Lineage: Eukaryota; Metazoa; Chordata; Aves; Anseriformes; Anatidae.